ACGUCAUUUCUUGCACGGUUACCUUGAUCGCGAAAGUCAGUCGUUGUGCCUUGUGAAAAAUUGCAAGAAGUCUACGCAGAAUGUGGCUGUAAAUACGCAUGGAUAAUAAAGGGCCAUAAUAAUGCGGUCUAUUAUUUCGAGUGCUUUCAUUGAUAUAAAGUUUGGUGACGAUUUGGUUUUAGUAUUUUUACCGUCGUAACCGGAUAUAGAGCAGAGAAGCGUCGAAUUCCGCCUAUUUAAUUUUUUUCGCAACGUUGCCGGUUUGACUGGUCUGCAGGAAAAUUUUCGGGACGGUUGGCAGGUCUGACGAGCGAUGGCAACGUCGCGAGGCUUCUUCACUGCCGUCAUUUUGACAAUUUAUGCCACUGCUGAGUACAUACCGCCUGGGCCAUUGUACAGGUGUCCCAAUGAGCCGUUGCUGUUGCAUCCGUGCACGUGCGAUGCUGAGACCGACCAAGGUCUGUACGUCAGCUGCAACAACACCAACUUGGCAAGCAUGGGCGUCGCGCUGAACAAUCUGGCAACGUUCGAGUUGCCAGUAGAGAGGCUAAUUUUGAACGGCUGUCAUAUGGCGAGGUUAUUCGGCGGUCUCCUUCACAAACUCAAACUGAGGACGCUACUGAUUGAAAACACACCCAUAGAAACCAUAGACCGCUACAGCUUCUUGGGAGUAAAUGACACCCUCAACGAGUUACAUUUAGUCAACUCAAGCUUGACGGAAUUUCCUAGCAUGGCGUUCAAGAUCCUCGGGAAUCUGACCGUCUUGAACAUCGACGGUCACAAUAUGACGCAGCUCCCGUUGGAUGCUUUCGCGGACAGCGAUCUGGCAGGACGACUUCUUAAACUUCACGUCGUUAAUGGACAGCUGGAUACGCCGGCGGUCGAGAGCCUGCAGCCCCUGAGGAAGCUAAAAACUCUCGACUUGCACGGUAACGACCUAAAAGCCCUGAAACGGAACCAGUUCAAGGGUCUGAGAGAUGUCGAGGUGCUGGAUCUCAGCUUCAAUAGCAUACCAAAAAUCGACUCGACCCAUCUCGGCGACCUUACCAAAAUGUCGUUUCUCAACGUCUCCCACAACCAACUCACAGAACUGACGAGGGGAGCGUUCGCCCGCAAUACGGUGCUCAGAGUUCUCAACAUGUCCUUCAACAAAAUCAAAAAACUCGACACCAAUUCGUUCCGAGGCAUGAGGUUCCUGCGCCGACUCUACCUCUCCGACAAUCUCAUCUCAGACGUCGGAAGGGGUACGUUCGGAUCCCUGCAGAGGAUAGGGACGAUCGAUCUCGCACGCAACUUAAUCAGAAAGAUCGACUAUCAGAUGUUCUAUCAGCUGAAUCUCAUCGAGGUCAUCGACGUGUCCGAAAACAAUGUCACCGAGAUUCAAAAGCUCGCGUUCAAAGACGUUUACCUGACCAAUAUCGACCUCUCGCGUAACAACAUCAGCAAAAUCGAAAUCGGCGCGUUCGAGAACUGCGCCAACAUCACUCGACUCGACCUCUCCUACAACCAGCUCAGGUCGUUGCCCAAAAAAGCCUUCGACGAGACCACUUACGCGACGGAGCUGCAGUUCUCGUACAACUUCUUCACCAGCCUGGACCAGAUCCCCCUGCACAACAUGUCCGGCUUGAAAAUCCUCAACGUUUCUCAUAACCUUAUCGAGUCGAUACCCAAGAAGACGUUCCCCAAACUCUAUGAACUUCACACGAUCGAUUUGGCUCACAACAACCUAUCCGAUAUCUUCAACGCGGUGUUCCAAACGCUCUUCUCCCUGCGGUACCUCAACAUGAGUCACAACUCUCUGCAGUCGAUCAAACCGAGCACGUUCGGGCCGGUACCCACCCUCCUCUACCUGGAUAUGAGUUACAAUCGUUUGGAGAACAUCGCCAAGAGCGCUUUGACCAGACUUGCCAGCAUGAGGGACCUGAUUCUGCGAGGCAACAAACUCACGUCGCUCUUCAUCCUCCCCAUAUCCACGUCCUCGCUGGAUUUGUCUCACAACGAGUUCGCCGAACUACCGCCAAAGCAGUGGCCCUCGAUGAACUCGCUGUUAAGCCUGGACCUGAGCCAUAACAACCUGAGGGAUAACCUAGUGCACGGCAGCUUCGGGAACCUGCUCACUUUGCAGAGGCUCAAUCUGAAUUAUAACGGAGCGACCAGGCCGCCGUGGGCGCCUAUCAGCGAACUCACGUCCUUGCAAUAUUUGUAUCUGAAGGGCAACAAUCUCACGAAGCUGGAACGGAACGCGUUUGGCAAGAUGCCUACGAUGUUCGAGCUCGACCUAGAGGACAAUAACGUAAACAACGUGACGGCGAGGGCGUUCGAAGGGCUGCUCCAGCUAAUCCGCCUGAACUUGAACAACAAUAACUUGACUGUCAUACCUAACGGCGCUUUUCAGGGUCUGGUCGCGCUCAACACCUUGGAUUUGUCACAAAACAGGCUCGUGAAACUGGACAACAAAACGCACGGUGUGUUCGAAGAUUGUCUGUCCCUCGAAAGGCUGAACUUGAGCCACAAUAAGAUCACGUUUUUAACGCGCAAGAUGUUCCCGAGCAAUCCUUACAUCCCCUACAGGCUGAGGGAGAUCGAUCUCUCCCACAACUACAUCCCGGUUAUAACGCACGAUUUGUUGUUCGGGACAUCGAAACUGGAACGGCUCGACCUUUCCCAUAACGCCAUCGCCGACUUGAGGAAAGGUGUAAUCGGAAACCUGUCGAUGUUGACUUCGUUGGAUCUCUCUGCCAAUCAGCUGCACGACCUGACGAGCGAACCGCAAUUGUUCCGGUUGCCCCGGAAUAUUUCGGUUCUGCGUUUAGGUGGUAACGAAUUGACCGAAUUGCCGUGGCAUCACGUGCUGAACGCGACGCAGCUUUCUGUGCUGGACGUGAGGGACAACCGGAUCCCGGAAUUCGGACCGGAAAUGACCGAACUAGCGGUCAGGGGGGUCGACGUCAUGUACCAAGGCAACCCCUUGAGAUGCGACUGUCUGCUACGACCCUUGAUCCGUCACUUCUCCCGUCAGCUCCACUUGAAGGAGUUUUACAAAGCGAUACGGUGCUCCAGCCCGGCUCCUUUGGCGGGCUCGUCGCUUUACGAGCUCCCAGAAGAGCGACUCGUGUGUCCACCGAACGUUAACACCACCAUUAUGCUCGAGGGGAUGGCGGCGGACGACUACGGGGUGCUGCCCGACCUUAAGUUCCGCGAACUGACGCUCAAGAAAAACAUGCUGCGCAUGAAAUGGCGCGUGAUGAAAAACGAAGACAUAGCGGACGUAUAUUUGGUGGUGAGGAAUGCAAAUAGCCCUCUGGAAGUCCUCUACCAGACGACGCUGUCAUAUUCCCAGAGGAAAUUCGAGACAGUCGUCGCUGACCAGUUGCGAAGCAACGAUGUGCUGCACAACACCUAUCAGCUCUGUCUUCUGGCGAAGAACAGCAAAGACGCAGUCAGAAAGUUUUACGGGGAACAGUGUAGGGACUUGGACGGGUCAGCUCUAAGUGGUGGCGGGAAUAGAGUUGAGCCCUACUUAAGUGUAGUGCUGGUUGUUGCGAUAGUUUUUGUCGGCAGGGGGUUCGUCGAUUAGUGCCAACGGUAAUAAAUUUAUUAU
This is a messenger RNA of Cylas formicarius (sweet potato weevil), 3601 nucleotides long. It is a transcript of the gene conv, whose product is annotated as insulin-like growth factor-binding protein complex acid labile subunit. The transcript is spliced from 14 exons. Gene Ontology annotation, molecular function: protein binding. The record is from RefSeq and is a predicted model, not a curated record. The coding region runs from base 314 to 3577 and encodes 1087 amino acids. NCBI's taxonomy places the organism in Eukaryota, Metazoa, Arthropoda, Insecta, Coleoptera, Brentidae.